AUGACGCGUUCCGCCACGGCGCAGGAGGCAGCAUUGCUGGCAGCUCAGUUGCAACCGUCCAAGGCAUCGCAUGUUGACACUCUACAGCAUCCGACGGGGAAAGUAACGCCUGCGGUGUCGGACGGUCCAAAUAAAUCUCUAUCUAGUCCUCCUGCUUCCAAAAGGCGGAAAACGACCGCCAGAGCUGCGAACCCCAGUGAGGUUCCCGAGCUUCCUCAUAAUCUAGGUCCAGCCUUCACUCUAUCCCCGCGGAAGAAUGAUAGAAAAGCAUACAUCAAGAGCGAGAAAAUAGAGGAACUUGCCAGCACUCUGCAGAAUACUGUUGACAGAGUUCGAACCACUACACCUGGGACUCCCGAGAAAGGAAAGAAGUCAAAAAAGACUAAUCAAUACAGCCUCACCCCUGGAACUACUCCAUUCCCGGACUGGACUCGUCCCACCCCAGAAGAGUGUGAAGAGGUCAACCGGUUACUUUCAACUGUGCAUGGAGAGAUUGUCGCACCCACCACCAUCCCUGAGCCGUCUCUUACGGUGACCGGUUGCGGCGAGGUUCCUUCAGUCCUGGAUGCUCUGAUCCGUACUUUACUCAGCGGGGCAACAAGUGGCAACAACUCUGCCAUGGCCUUCAACGGUUUGGUGCAGAAGUUCGGUAUCCUGGAGGAAGGGAUCGGCAAAGGGAGUGUGAACUGGGAAGCUAUCCGUCAGGCGUCCCUCAAGGAUGUUUUUGAGGCCAUCAAACGUGGCGGCUUAGCGGACGUCAAGAGCAAGAAGAUCAAGGCUAUACUAGAUAUGGUCUACCAAGAGAACCAGGAGCGUCGAGAUGUGCUUGUCAAAGGCUCGCUGGAGGCACCACCCGAUCUGCUUCAAAAGCCCGACAGUGGCAAGCAGUAUGAGAUUGCGUGCGCUGACCAGAACUUCCUUUCCCUCAACCAUCUCCAUAGCCUCGCCACGGAGGAUGCAAUGGGGGAGUUGAUCAAAUACCCCGGGAUAGGUCCCAAAACAGCGGCCUGUGUCCUGCUCUUCUGCCUGCAACGGCCUUGCUUUGCAGUGGAUACUCAUAUCUUCCGGAUCUGCAAGUGGCUGAAUUGGGUGCCCCCAGACAAAGCGACCGAGAUCACGGCGUUCAGCCAUCUUGAGGUCCGCAUCCCGAACCACCUGAAGUAUUCCCUUCAUCAGCUCUUCAUCCGCCACGGCAAGUCCUGUCCGAGAUGUCGGGCCAUUACGGGGCAGUCAUCAGCCGGGUGGGAGAAGGGUUGUGUGAUUGAUCAUCUGGUGACGAGAACGGGGAAGAGAAAGGAAAGGCCCGGGGGCACGGAUUUCCCUCAGGAUGCUCGUAGCCCGAAUGGCCGCAAGCGCCGUCCUUGA
Messenger RNA from Aspergillus sclerotioniger CBS 115572, 1365 nucleotides. RefSeq names its product HhH-GPD family base excision DNA repair protein. Gene Ontology annotation, biological process: base-excision repair. NCBI's taxonomy places the organism in Eukaryota, Fungi, Ascomycota, Eurotiomycetes, Eurotiales, Aspergillaceae. The record is from RefSeq and is a predicted model, not a curated record. Bases 1 to 1365 code for a protein of 454 amino acids. Gene Ontology annotation, molecular function: catalytic activity. The transcript has a single exon.